This is a messenger RNA of Cooperia oncophora, 549 nucleotides long. The record is from the annotation of a GenBank genome assembly. Lineage: Eukaryota; Metazoa; Nematoda; Chromadorea; Rhabditida; Trichostrongylidae.
AUGGGUGAUCAGUACGAGCCGAUAGGUCCGGUUGGUGACGCUCUACUACCACCACCACCACCACCACCGCCAGGAGGAGCUGCAGCAGCCCGACCAGCAACACCUACUCCGCCUCCUCCACCACCUCCUCCUCCGCCACCACCUCCACCACCACCACCACCACCACCACCGGAACCGCGUCGUGAGAGAACUGAGCCUAGACCUGCUCACAAGCGAUCUUCCGACAGGCAUACGGCUAGGAUGAAGAAGCGAGUUAAACCGUCUGUGAGCACCAGUGAAUCAAGGGAGCAAAUAGCUUUCAGUCCUGUGGUUGUUAUUCAAGAAAUACCAGAAGAGGUGGACCAAGGAUCGUGUUGUAGUUGCUCAUUCAUAUUAAUGCUUCUGGCCAUACUUGUGAUUAUUGGCGGGGCAGCAUAUUUGGUUCUUACGAGCAUGGAUCUGGAUAUACCCAUACUUGAUGAGUUGCUAGGAAAAAAGAAGAGUCAGUCUACUGAAGCCAUAAACACAACAACCACAACAAAGUCAUCAGAAAUAACCGCAACGAUCUAG